AUGGCGCAGUCCAAGGCAACAAAACUUGGGAGCUCACUUCCUGUGCCAAGUGUUCAGGAGCUGGCAAGGGAGUCACUUAACAAAGUCCCAUCACAAUACGUGCGUCCUGAUGUCGAGCCUUCGAUUGCAAACAAGGCUGCUUUGCAUCAAGUUCCGGUGAUCGAUAUGCAAAAGUUGAUUUCUGGAGAUAACAUGGAUUUGGAGCUCGUCAAGUUUCACCAGGCAUGCAAAGAAUGGGGUUUCUUUCAGUUAAUUAACCAUGGAGCGAACAAGUCAUUGGUGGAGAAAAUGAAGAGAGAACUUCAAGAACUCUUCAAUCUACCAAUGGAGGAGAAGAAGAAGCUAUGGCAGGAACCAGGAAACAUGGAGGGAUUUGGACAGCAUUUUGUUGUGUCCGAGGAACAGAAGCUUGAUUGGGCAGAUCUUUUCUUCUUGAACAUGCUUCCAGUUCAUAUGAGGAAACCCCAUUUGUUCUCUGCACUCCCUCCUUCUUUCAGAGAAGCUGUGGAAGAUUACUCAGCAGAAUUAAGAAAUCUAGCCAUGAGAAUACUCCAACAAAUGGCGAGAGCUCUUCGCAUGGACUUCAACGAAAUAAAAGAGAACUACGAAGAAGGAUGGCAAUCAAUGAGAAUGAACUACUAUCCUCCAUGUCCACAACCAGAGCUUGUCAUCGGCCUCAACCCCCACUCUGAUGCCGGCGGCCUCACUAUUCUUCUCCAAGUUAAUGAAAUGGAAGGCCUCCAAAUCAGAAAAGAGGGAGAAUGGAUUCCUGUUAAACCCCUGCCUGACUCAUUUGUCAUCAACAUUGGAGACAGCUUGGAAAUACUGACGAAUGGAACAUACCCCAGCAUUGAGCACAGGGCAACAGUAAACUCCUCCAAAGAAAGGCUUUCGAUUGCCACAUUUUACAGCCCAAGAUUAGAUGGAAGCAUAGGACCAGCACCAAGCCUCAUCACUCCACAGACUCCACCAAGGUUUAAAACAAUGACUUCUGCAGACUACUACAAGGGCUAUUUUGCUCGUGAACUCCGUGGAAAAUCAUACCUUGAUGUGAUAAGGAUUCAGCAGGAUGAACAUUAA
Messenger RNA from Manihot esculenta (cassava), 1080 nucleotides. RefSeq names its product protein SRG1. Lineage: Eukaryota; Viridiplantae; Streptophyta; Magnoliopsida; Malpighiales; Euphorbiaceae. The record is from RefSeq and is a predicted model, not a curated record. The transcript has 4 exons. The coding region runs from base 1 to 1080 and encodes 359 amino acids.